Molecule: messenger RNA, 240 nt
Organism: Diorhabda sublineata
Lineage: Eukaryota; Metazoa; Arthropoda; Insecta; Coleoptera; Chrysomelidae
Gene: ND-MWFE
Exons: 2
Coding region: 1-240 (79 amino acids)
Source: RefSeq, a predicted model, not a curated record
AUGUGGUUCGAAAUUUUACCAUCUGCACUUAUUAUAACUGCAGCUCUCGCAUUUCCUCACGCUUCCGCUUACGUAAUGAAUUAUUUAGUAUUUGGUAACAUGUAUAGGAGGUCCAUGUAUCAUAUGGAGGAAAGACGUCAGUAUUUAAGAGACAGGAGGUUAACUAAAGAUCCUUAUAAAGUUCAAGGACUAGAAGCCAUACCAGACGAAGACGACAAAGAAAACCAAUCAAACAAUUAG